Molecule: messenger RNA, 1140 nt
Organism: Tripterygium wilfordii
Lineage: Eukaryota; Viridiplantae; Streptophyta; Magnoliopsida; Celastrales; Celastraceae
Exons: 2
Coding region: 111-869 (252 amino acids)
Source: RefSeq, a predicted model, not a curated record
ACUUACCGUCUUUGCUCAUUAUAUAUACCAACUUUCCUCUUCCUCUCUCACAAUUCACACAAACUCAUUUCUUUCAAUCAUAAUAACUAAAUUCGACCCAUACAGUAUCCAUGGCAGCUCCCAACAUGAGCAUGAAGCUUCUGAUAGACCCCAAAGGCCGCAGAGUCCUGUUUGCCGAAGCAGGUAAAGAUGUAGUUGAUUUUCUAUUCAGCAUUCUCUCACUGCCUCUUGGUACUGUCGCAAGGCUCCAAAAUCCAAAAGACACAGUCGGUGGCAUUGGAAAUCUAUACCAGAGUAUAGAUGAUUUGAGGGAUCUGCAAAUGAUCCCCAACAAAAACAUUGACAAUCUUCUGAACAACACAGUACUGGUCACAACCCCUAAUACCUCAAAUUCCUCUCCAAUGUUGAUUACUACUGGUAAUCAAUCAUCACCAACCAAGAAAUCCUACUAUAGGUGUUCUCACGGCGGUUACAAUAAUUGUCUUUCCUAUGUUACCCACGACCCCAAAUCGCUUUGUCCAACUUGCCGGAACACGAUGUCCUCUCCAUUGAGCCUUGUUUGUUCGAAGAAUGAUGGGUCCUCAUCGUCUUCUUCAAUGGAGGGUGGUUUUGUGAAGGGGUGCGUGACUUACAUGAUAAUGGAUGAUCUGGUGGUGAAGCCAAUGUCUACGAUUUCUAGCAUUACUCUGUUUAACAGGUUGAAUCUCAAAGAAAUGAGUGCCCUUGAAGAAAAGACGGUCAAUCUCACCAUCGAUGAGGGCAAGAAGUUGCUGAAGGCCUCUUUGCAGACUAAGAAAGUGCUAACAAGUGUUUUCUUCGAAGAAAAGAUUGUGAUAGAAGAGGAGAAGUCAUUAGAAUCAGUUGAGUGAUGCCGUUAUGUUUUGUAAAACUCUACAUAGCCAAUUAAUGGAAGGUUGGGAAGCUGCAGUACAGUCUCUUUAUGUUUGUUGGAAACUGUUUUGGUUUUAAGGUUGUUGCCUAGUUGGAAUUUCCCCUGGCAAGGGUUUGAAUCCUUGUUGUUCAUAUCUAUAAUUUUGGGAUGAAUUUGAAUAGAAUAUCUAGUGUGUUUGUAUUUCUGUUUGCAUCCUUUUCCACCUUGUUACAGUUGCUGCAAUUGUAAUAUAGAUGGAGCUUUUCUGA